This is a messenger RNA of Fulvia fulva, 594 nucleotides long. RefSeq lists its product as uncharacterized. The record is from RefSeq and is a predicted model, not a curated record. Lineage: Eukaryota; Fungi; Ascomycota; Dothideomycetes; Mycosphaerellales; Mycosphaerellaceae. The coding region runs from base 1 to 594 and encodes 197 amino acids. The transcript is spliced from 2 exons.
AUGAACGUCAACAACAUCCCAUACAAGUUCAACGCUCAGGGCCCCUCAAAUGGGCGGCAACCCGAAAUAUAUGACUGGCUGCGACAUGGACCACACGCUCAGGCGGCGCAAGGACAGCAGGCUGCUCCAGCACCAGUUUGUCCAAACUAUCAAAACUACCAGAAUUAUCAGAUCAUCAACCUUCCAACUCCAGCGCAAAACUACCCGAGCUACAACGCCAGCAUACAAAACUCGAUGCCCACUACCGCCUCCGCCAUGAACAACAACCCGCCAGCUCAACCAACCCCGAUCACCAACAACGCAAUAGCUGCACUCCCUGCGCCGCCGAGCCAACUCAAGGCCAGUAAAGACAUGUGGAAAGCCCGCGCAUUACAGGCAGAAGCUUCGAAGAAAGGUCUGAACGAUGAGAUUGCUAGCCUCAGGCGUCAGCUGGAAGAAGCCAACAACACUAUCCGGAAUGGUCUGACAAUGUGGCAUCAGCUCGACGCGAAGAACAAAGAGCUGGAAAAGCAGAUCGCGAACGGUCAAAAGGGCCAGGAGACAGCAGCUACGCUUGCACCUUUUGUGUUUAGUAUGAGUUUGGGGUCGAAGUAA